AUGCUAAAGCUACUAGCUACUGCCUUAGCUAUGGCUAUGGUAUUGUCAUCACCAGUCAUUCAAAACAAUUACGGUAACGGUUGCAGUGUUACAGUAAGUUUACAAGUUGAAAAGGCGUUUUAGCAACGGAAUGUGGGUGUUAAUCUCAGAUGUCAUUGUAGAAUGACAUGGUACACGAGUGUGAUGGCACGUCAAGACGGAUAACAGCGGCCGAGAAACGGGACAUGGAGGAGUGGAACGUGCAAUUCCAGAAGUACAUGCAGAAUCAAGUAAGCCCUAGGCUAGUUUAGCUUUGUCCCUAGCCUUGCCCUGACCUUGCCCUGGCCAUGCCGUGGCCUUGUCCUGGCCUUGCCCUGGCCAUGCCGUGGCCUUGCCCUGGUCUUGCCCUGACCUUGCCCUGGCCUUGCCGUGGCCUUGUUCUGGCCUUGCUCUGGCCUUGCCUUGGCCAUGCCGUGGCCUUGUCCUGGCCUUGCCCUGGCCAUGCCCUGGCCUUGCCCUGGUCUUGCCCUGGCCUUGCCCUGACCUUGUCCUGGCCUUGCAUUGGCUUUGGUUGGAAAACGGGAAGUUUGGAAAUCGAACUCAUUUUAGGUUGGCCCGUUUCUAAAAAUCAAAACCUGAUCCGGCCUAAAAAGCCCGGCCCUUCACGUGAAAACAAAUCGGCCGGUCCAGACCGGCCUGAGGUAACAUGAGAACAGGACGGACCUAAACCUUAACCCCGACCUUUAGACCGGACUUAAAAAGUGGGUCCGGCCGGUUUCUGACCCAUAGCCCCGGUCUUGUGCUUGCCUUGGUCUGAGACUUGCCCUGGACUAGGGCCUGCUUUGGCCUUGCUUUUAGACUGUUCCUGGUCUUGCCUUGGUCUAAUACUUGCUCUUGCCUUAAACUUUCCAUUGCUUGUCUUUGCCCUAGCCCUGGCCUUGCCCCUACCCAACAUCACCUUACCUUACCUUACCUUACCUUACCCAACCAUACCCUACUACAGAAAAUUUUUUUCAGUUUCCACCAGGCUUUCCCUUCGUCCAAGCCCAACCACAAGGUCCGCCACCUCAAAUGAAAUCCCCGUGCAAGGUGGUUUGUACCACCAAUUACUACACUUCCAUACAAACUUCAACCUAA
This is a messenger RNA of Bursaphelenchus okinawaensis, 1116 nucleotides long. NCBI's taxonomy places the organism in Eukaryota, Metazoa, Nematoda, Chromadorea, Rhabditida, Aphelenchoididae. The record is from the annotation of a GenBank genome assembly.